Dictyostelium discoideum AX4 is the source of this 978-nucleotide messenger RNA. RefSeq lists its product as hypothetical. NCBI's taxonomy places the organism in Eukaryota, Evosea, Eumycetozoa, Dictyosteliales, Dictyosteliaceae. The record is from RefSeq and is a predicted model, not a curated record. The transcript has a single exon. Bases 1 to 978 code for a protein of 325 amino acids.
AUGAAUAAACUUAUUUUUAUAAUAAUAUGUUUAGGAAUUGUUGAUAAAACUAUAUCAAGUGAUUUUAAAAGUUAUAAUGAUGGUAUUUAUUCAUUUACCUAUGAUAACAUUUGUUCAUUUAAAAAUUCAAUUAGAGAUCAAGAUGUAUAUGAAUUAUAUUAUGUACAAGCACCAUUACUUUAUGCAACCUAUGGUAACCUUUUGGAAAAGAUAAAUGCAUAUCAUAGUGGAAUUGUAUUAUAUAAUAAAAAUAAUGGUCCAAAUAUUACAAUAGAUUAUUAUGCAAUACCAAGUUUUGAAGCUACAUUAUUUCCAAAAUCAAUUAUUAAAGAUUCUCAAGGUAACUAUAAUAUAACUUGGGAUACACAUGGAUUAAUUGAAGUAACCAAUUACAUAAAUGAAACAUACUGGAAUAAAAGACAAUUAAUAAUGUAUGAUUUAUCUGGUAUUCAAAUUAAACAAUAUUUAAGUUGGGCUCCAAUUUAUAAUAAAACCCAUACAUUUUAUAAUUUAUUUAAUAUUGAAUCAGAUUUAUCAAUAUCAAAUAGUAGUAAAAUUUAUAAAAAUAGUAGUACUUGUGAUGAUUUUGUUUGGGCAAGUUUUGAUGUACUUUAUAAAUUGGGUGGAACUAUUGCAAGUGUUCAAAGUGAUCCACAAAGGGAUGAUAUAAAAUUAUUUAUUUCAAGUGGAGAACCAAAAAUUGUAGAUUAUAAUGAUUCAAUAAAAAGAAAUCAAAUUGCAAGUUUUUUUAAUGAACUAAAGGAUUUUGCAAAUUUGGGAAAGAAUAAAACUGCUCUUGAAAUAUUCAAUGAAUUAAUUACUUUUUUUAAUGGUUAUUUCUAUUGUUAUAUUGAUGGUGAAUAUUAUGAAAUGAAACUUUCAAAACAAAAUCCAAUUUCAUUCACAUAUCUUCCAUCACCAAUACCAAUUGGAAAAAGAAAUUUUAAUGAAAUUAAAAAACUUGGUUUUUGUAAAUAA